CCAAAUAAGUGGUGUUGCAUGCACUCACAGAUUUACAGAGACCAGAUACUUUAAGGCAACUGACUAAAGCAGGCCUUUGGACAUCUAAAUUGCAUGUCACUUUGAUACAGGAUGAUGAAGAUAUCAGGAAGUGUCACGUGGUGCUGUGUAGCUCUGCUCCUCGCCCUGACCUCUGUGUCAGCUGUACAGAAGAAGCUAAAAUCAAUCAGUGAUUUGAAGAAAAUCAACUUCGGCCAAUCUGUGCCCAAGCACAGUCUUCUGCUGCUCCACUGGUUUGCCAACACAGUUACUAUUGACGAUAACGAUGUCAUAAGUCUGACCUUUGAUCCAAACAGUAGGGAUUAUGGCUCACAUCAUUAUGGCAACUUUGAGGGGCUGCUGGACCCACUGCCUCGGCAGAGGGGAAAUCAAUACAGGUACUACGCUAUUGGAAAUCUCCAUCAGGAAACGUCCGAUCCACUUCCUCCUUAUGUAGCGCAUCCCCAAAGGGAUUAUGAAGGAGAAAACAGGGACAGGAUCAUAGUUCGUGUCAGGGAGCCAAAUUCAGGAAGGCAAACUUUCCGGAGGAUAGACGAAGUGUAUAUCACACAGCAUUAUGACACUUCUGAAAAUCAGGGGACACUUUAUGAUCCAGGUCAUACCUACAGGAUCACCAUGAACCUCCUGAGACAGAUCAGAGAGUUUGCUGUGGGACCAAACCAACUGCCACUGUCGUAUCUCAGAAACCGCUUUGGAAGCAGCGCUGAUGAUGCACAAAUCAGAAACACAUGGGGUCACCUUGCUUGCCUUGGCCUGCUGCUGUAUAUUGUGCUCGGGGAAAGGCACCCCUUUACCCCACAAUCCAACUACACACCGCAAGUCAGACAACAAAGCACCUACACACCAGCUAACAGACAAACUAGUUGGUGAGCGGAUUUUGUGAAGUGCUGCAUGAUCGUUGUUGUUCUUUCAAUUUGUCUUUUUAUUUUGGCAAUUUAUUUCGAAAGGAGAUACAUUGAAAUGAGAGAGGGUAAAUAAAUUGCCAAAUAAUGUGUUUAAGCAUAAUGCUUCUCACAAAGUCAGCAGGAUUCAAAAGUUGAUUGGGAAGAAGGAAACACACGUGAACAUGUCCAGGGGUUCUUCUGUUUUAUGCUUCUUUUUUUUUUACUUCAGUGUUUAAUUGCAAUUUUUAUUAUAUAACUUUUUUUGUGAAUGGUGUUAGUUUAUAUUUGAGAUAAAAGCUUUGUAUGACAUGCUUUAGAUGACAGGCCAAAUACUUAAAUCCUCAAUCUUUUGAGGUUCAAAGUUACAUUUAUAAAAAAUGACAGGUUCUGAAUAACAGUAGGGCUUCUUCUUCUAUUUGAACUGUGCACAUUGGCUUUUGUUGUUUUUUUAAUAAUGCACUGCUUUGCUGCAGGCAUGAAGCUGCAGGCUUCAGUUUUGCUCCAGCAUGUAUAAUUUAAUAGCUAUGACUCACUGAGGAUUCCUCCUGUGUGUGAGACGGAUGAAGAGAAUUUAAGCAGCACUGAUUGAUAAACCAAACAGAUCGGUGAAUGACUGUCCGGUCUGCAAAGGACAGCCGUCACUGACAUGAAUGCAUUUAAUGUUUUUAUACUUCCUGUAAUGUCAUAAAUUGUGUGUGUUUAUUAAAUUGUAAUGUGUCAGUAAGACUGAUGUCAGCUUUACAUUUGAGGUUUUAGGGAACUGAGCACAAUUUAGAUGUGCAAAAUAAUAAAGACACCGUUAACAUUA
This is a messenger RNA of Notothenia coriiceps (black rockcod), 1731 nucleotides long. RefSeq lists its product as uncharacterized. Bases 112 to 909 code for a protein of 265 amino acids. Lineage: Eukaryota; Metazoa; Chordata; Actinopteri; Perciformes; Nototheniidae. The transcript is spliced from 2 exons. The record is from RefSeq and is a predicted model, not a curated record.